Messenger RNA from Leguminivora glycinivorella, 1067 nucleotides. RefSeq lists its product as uncharacterized. NCBI's taxonomy places the organism in Eukaryota, Metazoa, Arthropoda, Insecta, Lepidoptera, Tortricidae. The coding region runs from base 62 to 703 and encodes 213 amino acids. The record is from RefSeq and is a predicted model, not a curated record. The transcript is spliced from 3 exons.
AAAAUGGUGAGCUGGCUAUUGUGACAUUACUUUUACUAGCGACACCGGAGGACUAACAAACAUGUGUGUGAUUCAGGCAUAUUUACUUAGCGCGCUUGUAGUGGCGUCUUCAGCCCAUGCCACCUGGGACCCGUACCGGCAAUACAGGCAGUAUUACGCACAGGCUAGGCAAGACCACACAGAUCAACAGCUGCAGGCAUCAGACUACAGUGGCGGCUAUGAACAAACCUCCGGCUCGGAAGGUCACGGCUUCGGAGGCCAAGCUGACUACGGCAGCGCUCAAGAUUUCGGCGGCCACGGGUUCAGUGGGCACGACCUCAAGCCCCACUCAUACCCAGUUCACCAACAUGUGGAAGAAGAGAACCCAGAAGAGAUAAAGCAUUACAAAGAAGUCGUUGUACCAAUCCCUAAAAACGUAGAGUUCAAAAUCAACCAGCCUAUCCUAAUCCCCGUCCCGCACCCUGUGCCUAUCCAAGUGCCGGUGCCGAAAGCGGUCGUAAUUCCUAUCAUUAAAGAAGUUUCUAUUCCCGUAGAGAAGUCGGUACCAUACCCCGUAGAGAAACUUGUACAUGUACCAAAAGUAAAGGAAGUGCCGUUCGAGGUAGUGAAACAUGUCAUUGUACCUGUUGAAAAGCCUGUGCCUUUUAAAGUACCUGUUUACGAAACCAUCAUACAUACUAAAAAGGGAUCCCAUAAAAUUUAAAUUUUCUAAUAAUUUUAGUUUUCCUCCCACCUCUUGGCUAAACAUACAACUUUCUAAAUACUUUCAGGUACCUACACUAAAUAUUUUCUCUUAGAAAACGAUUGAGUCGGUCUUCUUUGGACUAAAUUUUGAAAUAAUUAUUAUACCAGCCUAAACAGAUGAGACAGCAAAAUAUAAAUCUCUAAGUAGUACCUAUUUUUUGUGGAUGAGCGUGUGCCAAUCUUAUUUAUUUCCUUUCUUUCUAUUAUACUUAGUGCGUGGUUUUGUUUUUGUGUAACUACAAUAAUAUACUGUGAGUGUGAUUGUAUUAUAUGUGUAUAGAUGUUAUUUAGUAUUAAUAAUAAAAAUCGUUGUUAUUGUUUUA